GUCAAGAAUAGUCAUGAAAAGGUUAAAGGUCAGGAUAUUUAUUAUAUCAUUAUUACCGCAUUUUUGUCAUCAUAAAAUUUUAAAUAAUUUUAGCAUAAAUAAACAUAAACUGAAAUCCAUUUUCAUAUUCAAUAAUAAUUUGUUAACUAAAAACAAUGUUCUAAAAAGGGCUUUGCACAAGUAACAAAAGUGGGUUAAGUUAUGCGCAUGCUAAGAAGCCAAGCAACGAUUUCUAAAAAUAAACCAGUCAGCAUGCUCGUUUUGUUUACAUCCAACAGCUGACUGCUCUUGCCAGCGUAUUUCCUCUUUAGGAGCAGCUGUCAAUCAAUGAAUGAACUGUGACCUAUUUGACUAAGAAUUUUCAUUUUUCAAUUUGAUUAACAUUUCAAAUACUCUUUUUUUAAAGCUAAAAAUUCGAGCUAAAUUUAUUAUCAAUUAAUGUUUUUGUCACAAAAACUUUGGUAACAAAAAGUUAUGAGAAAUAAAAGGGGAGGUCUUAAGUUGGUCACGUGACAUAACGUAAUCUCAUAGCAGAAGAGCUCCGCCAUAGCUGCUGUUGUUGUUUUGGAAAAUCGACUGUCGAGUAACAAGGAUAAAUCUUAUUAACAUGUCGUCCCCUAGUCCCGGGAAACGUCGAAUGGACACAGAUGUAGUUAAAUUGUAUCCUUUAUUGUAUUAUGCAUUUAAAGCCAAUAAAAUAUUUUGCUUAAUUACAGAGAAAAAGUAUUUUUAGGAACAAAAACUCCAGAUGCCAUUGUUGGAGCUUCGAUGGCUGGAGGAAAGCUGAGGUCAUUUUUUUUAUAGACUAGGCGAAAAUAUAUAUUUUGCAAAAUAAAAACACGGUCUCAACUGUUUUGAAGUUGAGCAAGAUUGAUAAUUCUAUACAUUUCUAUUUUCGCAUUGUUUGGUUUUAUAAGAAAUAAUUAUAUUACUGUAUGGAAAAUUGAGAAUGUGUCAUAAUAAUGACGCAAUUUCCACCCAGCAACCCAACCCAGAAUUUAUCAUAUUUUCUUUGUGAUUUUGACACAAGACAGUUUAUUUAGAUGUAUUAGAUUAAUUUAUAUUUUAAGCUUUGUCUUUUGUUUCAGUGUCUUUUAAAGUAUCCAAGACAUGGUUUAUUUGAAAUAAUAAAUAGUGUAGCUUGGCCCAUAACAUAACUAUUAUUACUAAUAAGGAGUAAUGUAUUUAAGUCAUAAUAUUAAUAAGUUAGACAAUUAUUUUUUUUAUUUUAAACUAGUGAUGUUUAUAAAUGUUUACUUACACUUACAUACAUAUCUCCAAAAAACUCUCCAUAUUAUGAAUAUCAAGCAAUGCUCAAAGUAAUUUGUUGUUUUUAGCCUAUGAAUUAAUUUUAAUGCAUUUUCAUUUAAGUUUUAAACUUCUGGUAUAACCAAGAUUCUAUCAUCUAUAGUCUAUAAUAGACCAUGAUAGGGGGGUGUCCUAAAAUUUGGACUUAAUUAAAUUGCUUAUCUUAGUUAUAAUAAAUAACGCCUUUCAUUUCUUAGCAUAUGCAUAUUUUUUUUCAAAUUUUAGGUCCACAAUGAAAAUGUUGAAAUAGUUUGAAGUAUAUAAGUUAACAUAUAACAUAACAAACAUAUCUGUUUUUAAGAUGCAAUUUUGAGAUUAUCUCAUUCCAACUCCAAGCUGUAAAUAAAUAUAGAACUCUAGCUUAUAAGUCAUGUCAGUGUGUUAAGUAUUAUUAUUUUUUGAGUAAAGAAAUUAUUUUUUUCAAUUCAAGACAUAAUUAUGGUAAAAAAUGCUGUGUACUGAAUGAUAUACAUAAAAAUAUAUAAAUAACUUAUAAGGUUAAAUUUGAUUUAUGAAAUGUACAUUCUUUUAUGACAAUGAGCUUAAAUUUUCACAACUUUCCCCAUUAACCACUGUUCUAUAGCCUUAACCUUAAAUUAGAAUUGAGAGCAAACAUGAAGUAACCAUUCUUGGAGGCCUCAAUGAAUUUAUGGUGAAAUUUUAUGGUCCCUCAGGAAGUAAGUAUGCAAAAGAUUAUAGAUUUCAUGUUACAUGAUAGAAUUAAUGUUGGAAAUUUAAGAUAUAAAUAAUACUAAAUAGAUUAGCUCUGUAAGACAUUUUUAUUUGUUAAUCAUAAUGAUGUUUAUUCUGAUUUAUAAUCUCAUUUUAUUACAGCACCUUAUGAAGGUGGUGUGUGGAAAGUGCGGGUUGACCUGCCAGAUAAAUAUCCAUUCAAAUCUCCAUCAAUAGGUAAGAAUUUUAGUUUGACUUUUUUGUACUAAUCUUGUUUUAAUGAAUUUUAUACUAUAUGUUUAAAUGAACUCACCAUUAUCAAGCAACUUCAAUAUCAUUUUGAUUUACCCUGAAUGACAUCCUACAGUUAAAUUCUUAAUUUUUAUUUAACAAUAUAAUUUUUUUUAAAUUAAAAAAAAUUGGAUUUUCUUGCCUAUAAAGUAUUUUAACAGACAUUUAGCCUAAAUCUAAAAGGUAAAAAAAAAAUCCAUGACUCUUAUGAUCAAAGGGUCAAUAAAAUAAGAAUAAUUUUUGUAACCAAUAUUUGUUAUUUCUAAAUCAGCAGUGACAAGACUGAAGUUCUGUUUUACGCUUUUAAUUAAAUCUUAAACAUAUCCCAAAUCAUGUUCUUCUUGGGGGUUUGGGAGCCUUGGUUAUACAUAUAAUUUAUUUUUUUAUGUGUGUUCAUUGCUACUGUAACAGGACUCUGCUUUUGCUAUUUUGAUGUCAUUGAAAGAAUGGUCCCCUAACAUGAAAAAUGAGCUCUUCACUGUGCUGAGUUAUAAACAGGCUCAGUAGAAGGUGAAAGUACAACAUACUUAAACCAUCCAUUUCAGAUAAACUCUUAUAAUUGGCUAUAAAGUGAGUGAUCAUUAACUAUGUCCUAUCUCAGUCUCUUUAACAUAUUUUUAAUGACUUUGAGAGUCUUAUGAAGUUUUGAGGGGGUUUCUUUAAAUUUUAAAAUUCAAUGGGCUUUCAAACACACAGCCAAAAGUACUUAUUCAACCACUUAGCCAACAGCCAGUAGGACCAGUUUUGAUAUUCCCAGACCUGUUAGAAUGCUGAAGUUUAAACAAAAGACGCUCACAUCAAUGAAAGUAUUUCAGGCUAUAAUAGUAUAAAAGCCAUGUAUUGUUUGAUAAGAUGAACUUUUUGUCUUAAUAAUUUAUUUAAACUGCCAUGGGGCAAUAUUAUUAUUUCAGACCAAUCCUGUUUAAAAACAAAAUACUCAUCUUUUGUAAUACCUUUUUAAUUAUUUCCAUAUUUAAUUAUGGAACUUUUUUUAUGGCUUUUUAACAUUUAUUUUUCUAUUGUGCCUUUGAAAAAGAAAAGUAUAGAAAAUAUUAUCAAUAAUACCGGUAAUACAGUUAAAUCCAGAAUUUACAGAAGUGAAAGAUAGAGGAGCCAUGAAUAAUUAUUUUAAUCGAUAAAAAAAAUAACCAUUCAGACUCUAGCUUUUAUUUUUAUUCAAGUUUUCUGUCCAAACACCACUACACAUAGAAUAAACUUUCUCCAGAAAGAGCUUUUUAUAUGACAAAUAAUAGUUGAAAUAUACUAAACAUAAGGUGUUAAUGUUGCAUAUUUUGGGUAAAAGUUUGAAAAAAAUAAUAUUCUUAAUUGAUUCUGAACCAGUGAUUUGAUUUUUCUCACAUCAAAUGGAAAUUUAGUUAUAUGAUAACCUCAUAAUUUUUUUUUCUUACUUUUUUCCCCAUUUCUUGUCUUAACUAGUCAAGACAAUUAUGUCUUACGAAAUAUUUAUAGAAACACUGAAAUUCUUAAUAAAACUUCUUUCUUGUCACUUUUGAUUUUGUCCUGAAAAUAUUUCAAGUAUUAUAGGUUGUUAAGCUGACCCUAAGUUCUGUGCUAUUGGCAUGACAUACUUUAAUUCAUAUGGGUAUGAUGAAGUCGCUGAAAUCUAUCCCCAAGUUCAGAUGAUAAAACUUGAAUUAUUGAAAUGAGGUCUAAAUUGUUAUUAUUGCAAUACAAAACAAUUUGAGACUUUUAAUUCCAGUUUUUCCCCAAAUGUGGUAGAUUGUUAAUAGCAAUAAAUUUGAUAUACAUUAUAUAAGUUUAAAGUUAUGAAAUAAAUAAAGCUUGUUUAGUUAUUUUUCCCAAAUGGCAUCAGAAAUUUAUAUUAGAGAUAAUUGCAUAAAUAAAUAUGUACAUUGCGGAUCUAUUAAGACUAAAUAAAGUGACAAUAUAAUUAAUUAAGGCAAGUUAGCUGUCUGAAUGGUCAUGAUUUUAUUCAUUCAUGUAAGAUCCAUCUUACACCAAUAUCUUCUUUCUGGGUGUACAAUGUGCUGACCAUAUGAAACUUAAUGUUUAUCAAUAAACCUUCAAGUAUACAUUGAAUUGUCGAUGGAAAAUCAGAUGUACCUUCUUUGAGGAAGAAUCUCACUCAUAAUUGACCUGUUGGUACUAAAUAAUAACAAAGCAUGAUUAUUUUAAAUCUUUCUCUAUUUAUUAUCCUAAAUUAAACAUAAUUAUCCUUGGCAAAAAUGUGUGUUGAAACUUAAAUACAUCCUUCAUGACAUUAUCUGCUCUUAAAAAUUGGCUGUUUUAGAAUGAGUGGUAAGUGUACUUACCUGAAAUUGUACUGGUACCUAUUUAAAUUACCUUUCUUUUAUGUACCAUAAUUUAAAAAUGCAUUACUAAAUAGUCAUUGGUAUGAUUCUAUAUUUUUAAAAUUUUGCUGAAAUAAUUUCUUUUCCAGGCUUCAUGAAUCGUGUAUAUCAUCCUAACAUAGAUGAAGUGUAAGUGUAAAUUUAUCAGUUUUACCUUAGGCUUUAUAAUGACAUUCCAGAUUUCAAAAAUUGAUAUAAAACAGUGGUUCCCAAACUUUUUGACUCAGAGCCCAUUUUUAGAAUCAUAUGUAAUGGGGGACCCCCUUAGGACUACCUUUGUCUUGAGGGAGCACCAUAUGCCUACCAUAUGUCUUAAAAGUUAAUAUUAUUUAGAAUUUUCUUGGAGCGGCCACCAAGUCCCUGGGAAGUUCAUGUGAAGCCCUGAGGGCUAUUGGUAUAAAAUAUUGUUGCUAAAACAAAACCAAAUAUAUUAAUGUGAGACAUACACAUAAGCGUUUAUUUUACUUCAAAGUGGGCAAAUGUAAAACCAUACUAAAUUUAUAUUCCUUAUGACAUAAACUAUACCCCUUCCUGGCAACUAAAAUUAUAUGCUUCUCAAGAUAAUCUUACUCUACCUUCUAUUAAUUCUGCUUUGUUUUCAACACCAAGAACAAUGACUCUGAUUCUGGAAGCAUUCCUAGUAAAAUUCAUUAUACCACUUAUUUAAUAUGAUAGAUCGGUAAUAAUAUAAAAAAAACUGCUUUAUGAAUAGUUUUGUACCUACUGUGUGUUCUAUUUGAGGACCUACACUGAUUGUAUAUUGCCUCUUGAAUAGCAUUGACUCCUCUUCCUUUUAUUGUUAAAAUGGAUUGCUUGAUUAUCCACCUGUUUUCUUUAGAUCUGGAACUGUAUGUCUGGAUGUCAUCAAUCAAGCCUGGACAGCACUAUAUGGUCAGUUGAAUUUAUUUAUUGAUAGUAAUGCAGUUAUGCAGAUAGUGUUCAGUUGAUGGGAUGCUAUUUAUUUACAGUAUUGCAAUAGCUUGAGUGUAGUUAGUAGGAUGCAAUAUUCUAGUUAUUUUUAUAAGGUAUUUCAUCAUGAUGUCAUUUUUUUUUAAUGGAUAAAAGCUCUUUACAACUUAUUUGAACUUUUAGCAUUGGCUCCAGCCACUGUGAGGUCUGUGAAAAUAUCCUGUUAGCAUUCAGCAAUACAAAUCUAGAUUUAAAUCUUUCAACUAUAUUUUGACAUUGAACCCUUAAAACUCGGUCUGUCCUGUUCAUGUGGUUGCCAUCAAACUUUUUUUUUAAAAUGACUUUAAGUUAUGAUAUAGGAAGUCUUAAAUUAUCUUCUUGGACAUCAGGGGUGGGGGUGUUGUCUUGAAAUCAUGAGAACCAUUACUUAAAUUUGUAGCUAUCCAUAUGUUGAACAAUACACAUUAAAUUUUAAGUGCUUUUUACUGAGCUGAGUGACCCAUUAUUCAUAGUUAUUGACUUCCUCUUUCGCGCUAUCAAGUGCUUUAUGUUCUCUUAAUUAAGUUAAAAUAAUGAAAACUAUUUCUAACAUCCCAAUGAUAUUAUCAAAUAUUAGCCAUGUUCUAUUACAGAGCGUAUGCCUUACACUUGACUUUUCAUUCUUAUCAAGCCAAUGGUUUGUCUUGCAUUUGAUAUUCACUUAAAAAUGUUCUCAUUAAGAUUACAAUUUAGAUCAAUGUCAUUGAAAAGCACUUGAAAAUUUGCUCACACCCAUACAAGUGCUGCUUUGAAACAAUGUCUAAUCAACUUCACAGGGCUGUACUAAAACACUUCCAACUAAUUUGACCUAUCGACAAAUUUUAAAAAAAGUAUUCCCCUGUGUUAAAAUGUGGAUGUUUGAAAAGGUGGAUAUUUUUCAAAAAUAACUGUAAAAUAAACUAUAAAGAUGAUCAUAAGGGAUGGGAAAAGAUUUUGUGGUCUCCUAGGUUAUGAACCUACAUGAAUCAACAUAUUUGAAUUAGUAUUAGUAUUACCCCCCUAUCCGGGUUGCAGUCCAUCAUAUGGUGCUCAAGUCAAAAUGGGCCCAGGAUGGGAGUCAAAUCGUGGCUCGGGAAACCUAUGGGGUACAUACUCGCCAAAUGCAGUGUUACCCACACGGAUCAUGUGGGGAAAUGUUGGGCAAACAUGUUGGGGCUAGGGUUAGGGCACAUUAUUACGCCUGCCAUUAAAAGAUUGUAGAUAACAAAGGUGUUAUCGAUGAUGAAAAAGAAACCCUCAUUAAGGGCACGUCUCCUAGGCAGCCGCUUCGUAGGGUUUAUGUAAGGACCAGGAGACCAGUACCACUUAGCGAUAAACACUGUUAGGAUUUGAGAAGUCAGUAGCUCUGGGGAAUCCUUUUCGCAAGGUAUCAGUGAAGACUUUCCCUAUUUGCGCAGACUCAAAAUAUAGGAUCAUGUUUUUUCCCAGGGGUGGCGGGGAUGUCAUUGUGGGCCGCAGUAGGAAAUCCACUCCUUACUUUGUAAGGUCAAUGCUUGGGACCUACCCCUUUGGCGUUUCUGAUGGCUUGCCGCUACCUCAUGGUACCCUUCCUCUGUAAAAGCAGGAUGGGUCCCUCGAGAUGGGGUUCCCAGGGGGAUCUCAAAGAGCCUUGGGUCAGGUCGUCAACAACAUUCCAACUGUUAUCCGGUACCGGAAUAAGUAUUAAUUUUUUAAUUUUUUUUUUGUUAAGAUGGGAAAAUUUUAGUAUUAUUUUGUUGUUUAUAAAAAUAAUAAAUGAUUCAAUGAUUUUUUAAGACAGAAAGCAAACAAGUAUGACACAACAAUUAGUGUUUUUUAUUAACUUUUGCAUUUAACUUAUUGUCUCUUCCAGAUCUUUCCAACAUUUUUGAAUCGUUCCUGCCCCAACUGCUCACUUACCCCAACCCCAUAGAUCCACUCAAUGGUGAUGCUGCAGCUUUAUACCUUCACAAACCAGAAGAAUACAAGAAGAGAGUCAGGGGUAUGUGGAUUAUUUCUGUUGAUCAUAUUAUGUUUACAAUUUUGUCUGUGCAUUAAACUGUGGUUUUGCUGUUUUGUUAGAGAUGCAAGUUUUAACAGUUAAAAUUAUGGUACCACAGAAGGAUCCUGGCCUUUUCAACAUAUUGAAGCUGUUUUAGCAUAAAAUGCAAUUGUUUUUAUCUUUAAGUUUAAAUGAAUAUCUCGGGGAAGGCAUAGGCAUAGAGUGGAUAAAGAAAUAAUUUCCUCUUUUAUUUUAAUUCUUUAAGAGUUGUGAAUUUUAAAAUAAUAAUAAAAUUUUUGCUGACUGUUUAAAUGCUGAGCCUUAAUAAACUCACUUCAAGGCUGACGUUUUAUGACUUUAGGACCCUUAAAUAUUGAUACAUUUAGCUACAAUCAUUUCAUGAUUUCUGUUUCAUAAACAUAAACAAUACUAAAAUUUUAUACAAUACUAAAAUUUUAUAAUUUUCUAGGUCAUUAGGGAAUUAGUACAACAAUAGGAAAUGGUUUAUUUUUUUAGGUGGUGGGGGCUGCCUCGUUUUCAAUUGUGAUUUUCUUAACUCAUUAAGUUUAACACCAAGUCCAACUGUUGGGGGAGAUUCUGCAGCAGAGAAAAGUUAUUCGAAUAUGUAUUUUUUUUAUUUAAGGAAAAGCAGUCCUUUGACAUGAAAUAAACUUAAGAGCAUACUUAAAUACCGGUAUCAAGUUGCAUUGUUGCUAGAUUUAAUUAUAAUUUACUCUAUCCAUUAUUUCUUGAAAUCUUUUUUGAACCAGAUUAUGUGCAGCGUUAUGCCACUGAAGAAGCACUUCGUGAAGCAGAGCAGGCAUCUUCUUCCAGCGAAUCCUCUAUGAGUGACUUCUCCGAGGACGAGGCACAGGACAUGGAAUUAUAAUAGUGGGACCCCGGUCCCUGUGUCAGGGGUCCAGAAGUCUUAGCCUUUUUCUUUUAAUUGUACACUCAAAUUAAUCAUUAUGUACAUAGAUUUCAUGACCAUUGGAAUGCAUUUUGUGCUUCCCCAUCUGUGACAUAAUCAAGUGAGCUACUCAUGAUUUCAUUUUGGCUUAGCCAUGAUUCCAUUACCUAAGCCAACCAAAUUUAACCUACAGUUUAUAUUAUAAGCUCUAGCCAAUUUAACUUGUGCAUUAAAUUAAGUACCAGUAUUUGCAUCAAGCAUUUUUUUUUUUUUUUUGCUGUUGCUUGGGACUGACUUUAAAACAUUUAGGGGCA
Messenger RNA from Lymnaea stagnalis (great pond snail), 8736 nucleotides. Lineage: Eukaryota; Metazoa; Mollusca; Gastropoda; Lymnaeidae. The record is from the annotation of a GenBank genome assembly.